AUGUUAAAUACCAUCAAUACUGUUAUCAAAGGCUCCAAAAUGAAGUGUAGAUAUCUGUCCACUAGUGCUGCACAGCUACUGAAAAGGGCUCAAUUUGACGUCAAGCAAUUUGUAAACCAGUUGCCGCAACACGCUGAGUCCAUUCAGGCCCGACAGCUGACAAACGGUAAUGACCUUCUCCAUCAGCUUUCCCAAGUUCCAUUUCAGGAACAGCAUGCUAGAGCAUUAGACUCCGAGAUAGCCAGGAUCCAAACGCAGCGCAAGGCUACGGAAAGGGAGAUACGCGUAGAUAGAAGCAAGCUCAAGCAAUUGCAAGGUGAAUUGGUGGACUUGAAAUCAUCAUUCCAAAACGUAUCUACUGAGCUAAGAAAUACGCAAAACCAAAUCUACGAAACAUGUGCAUCGCUCCCGAACUUGAUACACCCUGACGUGCCCUUGACGGAACCUGAGGUCGUUAAAUGGAUUAAUGGGCUUCCACACUACACAGCAGACCCUUCACGCGACCAUCACGACAUCCUGGUUAGCAAAAACCUUGUAGACUUCAAAGCAGCUGCAACGGUCUCUGGAAACUCGUGGUACUAUCUUCUCAAUGACGGAGCACUUUUGGAGCAAGCCCUGGUUUCAUAUGCUACCAAGCGCGCUCGUGAACAUGGCUUUUCGAUGUGCAAUCCGCCCAGCAUUGCUAAAAAUGAAGUCAUUGAGGCCUGCGGGUUCAGGCCGCGCGACAUGAACAACGAGCAGCAGAUUUACAAUAUCGAAGGCUCACACCUGGGUUUGACUGCCACCGCUGAAAUAGCUCUUGCUGGAAUGCAAAUAGAUACCGUUUUGGACCUUUCCAGCGGUACCAAGAAAAUGUGCGGGGUCAGCAGAAGUUAUCGAGCAGAAGCUGGUGCAAGAGGAAGAGAUACAAGAGGGUUGUACCGUGUGCACGAGUUCACCAAAGUAGAGCUGUUUUGUUGGGCUUUACCAGAACGCAGCGAAGAUGUACUACAGGAGCUUUUGGAUUUCCAAAUCAAGCUUGUAUCGGAACUGGGGCUAACCGCUAAGGUUCUGAACAUGCCUGCAAACGAUCUCGGAGCUCCUGCGUUCCGGAAAUAUGAUAUUGAAGCUUGGAUGCCCGGAAGAGGAUCCUUUGGUGAAAUUACCAGCACUUCCAAUUGCACCGAUUUUCAAAGUCGCCGUAUGGGCACUAAAUACAAAGACAAAGUGACAGGGAAAUCAAAAUAUGUGCAUACGUUGAAUGGAACUGCAGUGGCUGUUCCCAGAGUAAUCGUUGCCAUUGUGGAGAAUUUCUAUGAUCCUGACACGAAUUUGAUCACCGUUCCGGAGCCUUUGGUACCAUACAUGGACGGUAAAAGAUUUAUUUGA
Lachancea sp. 'fantastica' is the source of this 1368-nucleotide messenger RNA. Lineage: Eukaryota; Fungi; Ascomycota; Saccharomycetes; Saccharomycetales; Saccharomycetaceae. The record is from the annotation of a GenBank genome assembly.